AUGCGAGAUGCGAAGACGCAGGUCUUGGUGGUGGGCCACUUCUUGGAUCCCAGCAACGCUCCCGUGAGCCUGGUGCAAGUGCGUUUACAUACUGGAAGGCGGCACCAGAUUCGCGCUCACCUUCGCUAUGAGGGACAUCCACUGGUUGGUGAUACCACCUAUGGAACUGGUGCGGAGCCGUGGUGCGGCAGCCUCUUUCUCCACUCUUACCAUCUGGGUCUUAGCCUUGGCUUUCCACCAUUCCCAGCCUGUCUCCUGGGUGCACCCGAAAUCUGGCAGCGUCGCCGGCGGCAGCUUUGUCGUCCUGCUGGGCAGCGGCUUCCGAUACCCGGCCGGCCCGGAGCCCAUCGGUACCUCGUCCGUGCAUUUUGGAAACUCUCAAUGCACGAUCAUCGAGGCCUCGGCAGAGAGGCUGUUGUGCGAGACGGGGCCGGCGGAAAGCGCUGCGCCCUACCUGGCAUGUCUCAGGAGAAGACCCCUUUCAUCUCGUGGAUCUCCACCCGCGCGCUGCGCGCCGGCGACCAAGUCGCCUUUGGCGCCGCCCAGACGGGCGCCCUGGGACCGGGCGUGACCGCCGUGGAUCGCGCUGUGGUGGAGAUUGGUGGAUAUAUUUGUGAUGCAAGUGCACGUCAAGUAGAGAAUUCAGAUGAGCUUGUACAGAGUAGAACCUUGAACUGUGCUUUGGACUUGGCUGGUCCAAGCCUGGCAACUCUGCAGAUCCGUUCACUAGCGGUUGGAUACGACGAUCCCCGAUGUGCCCACUACCCAUGUAUCGAUUACAGCACGUCGGAGGGCUAUGGGAACGCCGUCUUUCGGACCUGGCAAGGAACUGCCCAGAAAGCAUCGGCCUUCCUGCAACCGAACUUUCAAGCGUAUGAUCUUGCAAUUUAUCCUGACAUCCUGGGUAUCCGUCCAGGCCGUUCUGGCAUCCUCAAUGGUGCUCCUGUACACAUCAGAGGAUCUACCUUUGACACUGAUUUGACAAAGAAUAUCGUCACUGUUGGAGAGGACCCAUGUGAAGUGAAGAGCGCCAACGCCACAAACAUUAUUUGUGAGCUUGAAGAGGUCCAGAGCAAUGUGAGCUGCGUCGAAUUUGAGAUCUUCAUCGGUGCCAACCCAGCAUCAGGUGUGAAGCUGGUGCAGCACGAUGGAAACUCCUUGGAGGUCGCUGCAUGUCAUGCCGAAGGCACCGGGCGGAGCUUUACCGUCAACUUGAAUGCUUCCGCGAAGACCGGUUACUACUGGGUUGAAGAUUCCUGCCAAGCUGAGGGUCGUCAGAUCAAAGGGCACAUGGCGGAGGAGAGUGAGGAUCGCCUCACUUUUUGCUGUGCUAUGGAUGGCUCCAGUUGUGAAGGGCCUCGCUACGGCCAGGUCACAACCACUCAGCCUUCGUAUUGGACUGGUUGGGGUCCAUGGGUGCAGCUGGAGACCACAACGCCCGAUCCAUUGUUUGGAACAUGUUUACAGCCUCAAAGCCACAAGGAUGCGGAGAUGACCUGUCAGCUGACUGGCAUGAGGCUCUGCACACGGAAAGAACUCAAUUCAGGGCUUUGCUGUGCAGCCGACUGCAUUGGUGAAGGAAGUGCCGAAGUCGGGACCUGGUCAUCCGAGACGGGCUACCUUCAAGAGCUGGCCAUCCUCUCUGAUGACGGACAACCAUGGACGGAGGAGCUUUGGAUCCGAUGCGAUGAAAAUUGCCAAUUUCCCUUCAAUGUCACAUAUCCUGAUAGCAACGGGACCACCCUGACCACCACCAAGUAUACACCGGAGCAGAUUGCCUUGUGGGAGUUUGCACCCUGGUUAAGACCUGCAGACUACGAGCCGCCCAAGGAAGCGGAGGAGAUUUUGCCGCUGGGACCCCCGGUGCCCGAGCCGCUCUUACCACCUUCGCCGCCGCUGAAGGCCCCCUUCCCCGGUGGACGAGGACUCGUCUAUCAGGUCUUCUACAAUCCCUACAACCUGCCACUUCAUCGUGCUUUAGGUUAUGAGAAUCCGGGCUAUCCGCAGAGCCCCAUGGAGACCGGUGUGUUGGCUGACAUGCUGAGAGGUGCUUUGCACCAUGUGAAGUUCGAGUCGGUGCCCUCAACCUCCCUGGCUGCCAAGCGCCUCUAUGUGACUGCGACACCGCUCUCGGAUGAUACAGGGUAUGACCUUUACGCCGAGGAGAUCACUGGUUAUUUCAUAGCGCCGUACACCGGGGUAUACACCUUCUAUCUUGCAGCUGAUGAUGAGGCUGAUUUGUCCCUGUCCAACAGCGACAUGGCCGCCAUGAAGGUGAUCGUGCGUGCCUCCUCGACGGACCAAGCCAUGCCGCGCUUCACUCCGUUGGCUUGGUUUGGAAAGCAUUGCGCGCAGGGCCAAGGGCUCCCAGAGGAUGCAAAUGCACCGUGUUCUGUCUCGGCUCCACUUCAGUUCAAAGCAGGCGACCGGACGUUGCUGCGGAUCCGGCACCGUGAACAUUUGGGCGCCGACUGGCUCCGCGUGGGGCUGCGCAUUCGCUCGGCCACGACGGCGGAGGGGUUGCCACCUCCUCCUGAUUUGGCGAGGAGCAAAUCCUUCGUCGAAGUACAGCGCUUGACCAUGACUGCUUCCGUCGUGAGAGAGAGGCACCGCAUUGACCUCGACCGAGUGCUCAGAGGAAGCUUCUUUGUCCGAGUGCGUCGCUUCGAGAACAAUUUCCUCCGAGAGGGCACGUCAGGCGUUGUAUACUAUGGUGACAAUCCGGAGAAACUGGCCACUGUGCUUUGGGAGACACAGGACCUUUACGGGCGGGUUUUGCAGUGCCAACCCACGGUGACACAGAGCGAGGGCUUUGAGAGGUUCAGCUACUUUGUGACCUUCCCAUGUCCCAAGCCGGCAGAUGGCAAUGCCCACGCAGCUGCAAUGACGAUCAUUCCCGGCCUUGACGUCAUCGGCACUUCAGUGGUGACCUGGGUCAUGAACUCGAGACUCCUACAAAGCUCGUCGCCAGUGGUAACUGGCAGCUUCAGGCUUUCCUUCGCCGGCUAUUGGACCCAGGACAUCCCGUACCAUGGUUGGGACCUGAUCGAGCCGGAACUCUUGAAGCUCCCUAUUUCAGAGGUGCGCUUGUGGCCUUUUCAAGAAGUGCUUCAAGAGGGUCGCGAAGGAUGGAGUGUUGGACUUCUGCUUGGAGGUGGUGAAGAUAUGCCACAGAUCCAAGUGGACAUCCGUCAGCUCGAAGGACCAGGUGUCCGGUUGAUCUCCGAGACCAUGGCCAACGGCUCGGCGGAUCUCUUCAUGGAGGAGCUGCCUGCAGACUGGUUCCGAACGGUGCACUCCCAACCGCAGGUGGUGGUAGAGAGCAACGGCGUAGUGGCCAUGUCUCUGGAUGCCUCGGUACGUCGCUCCGAGGACUUCACACCGCGUCUCAUGGAGUUGCAGCCACUUGCAGUGCAGGUCGGGACAGAGUUGCAACUGCGAUUUGAUCGAGUAGAUGGAAAUCAUCUCCGAGCCUUACUGCCACACCAGAGACCCUUUGACGUUUGGGUCGGACCGUCUCCAUGCAAUCUCACGCUGCUCAGCUGUGAAAAUGGAGUUGAGCGAAACUGUGGUGCGUUCCCAGAGGUUUGGAAUGUCCGCUGCACGAUCUCUGAUGGCCGGGCUGGACCGCAGGAUCUCAAGGUGGUGAUUGAUGGUCAAGGUUGCCCACAGUUCACGAACGUCACCAUCGCGAUGCCUUUGCCUCACAUCGAAUUUGUGCCUAUGAUCUAUUCAGUACAACCAUCAAUUGGCAGUUGGGCCGGUGGCACUGUGGUGGUGCUCACUGGCUAUGGCUUGCAAGGAGACGAGGCGUGCGAGUUGGUGCACUUUGGGGAGCGGAGACUGCUAGAGGUGCCAUCGGACUACUACGAGGAGAACAAGGGAAGGGCGACGGAUCCGCUGCAUGGUACCGGCAGCACCCAUGAGACCGAAGGCCUGCGAAAUCCGCCCAGAAAUUGGGAACUGCGACCUUGUGGACGAUUUGGCUGUUCCAGUGACAGUAGCCGGUCAUGCCACAGACUUCCUCUUCAAUUACAGCAGCUCCAUGACUCCUGUGGUCACCAGCAUCUCACCAUCACGUUCGGCAGCGAUCAGUGGCAUGGUGCACGUGAAGGGCUUCGGAUUUCCAAGUGUGUCGCGAUCCCAUGCCUUUGCUCCAUGUCCAACUGUGAAACACUUGGUGUUGCAUAUCGGUGA
Messenger RNA from Durusdinium trenchii, 4197 nucleotides. NCBI's taxonomy places the organism in Eukaryota, Dinophyceae, Suessiales, Symbiodiniaceae. The record is from the annotation of a GenBank genome assembly.